This is a messenger RNA of Sesamum indicum (sesame), 1755 nucleotides long. RefSeq names its product beta-amyrin 28-monooxygenase. The record is from RefSeq and is a predicted model, not a curated record. Lineage: Eukaryota; Viridiplantae; Streptophyta; Magnoliopsida; Lamiales; Pedaliaceae. Gene Ontology annotation, molecular function: iron ion binding; monooxygenase activity; heme binding. Gene Ontology annotation, biological process: sterol metabolic process.
UACUGGAUUAACGUACAUCUCGGACAAAAACCAUUUCAUUCUUCCUUGAACUUACGAGAUCAACACUAGUUAGAUAGACAUGGAGCUGUUCUAUGUCUCUCUCCUCUCCCUGUUUAUCCUCCUGGUUUCAAUUUCCCUGCACUUCCUCUUCUACAAGAACAAAUCCGCCUCCGGCGGCCCCCUCCCGCCCGGAAGAACCGGAUGGCCCGUUCUCGGGGAGAGCCUUGAAUUCCUCUCCACCGGCUGGAAGGGUCACCCUGAGAAGUUUAUAUUCGAUCGCAUCGCCAAGUACUCGUCCAGCGUUUUCAGGACGCACCUUCUCGGGGAGAAGGCCGUCGUUUUCUGCGGAGCCAGUGGCAACAAGUUCCUGUUCUCCAACGAGAACAAGCUCGUCCAGGCAUGGUGGCCGAGUUCCGUCGACAAAGUCUUCCCUUCCUCCACUCAGACUUCUUCCAAGGAGGAAGCCAUAAAAAUGAGGAAAAUGCUUCCCAAUUUCCUGAAACCCGAAGCCCUCCAGCGCUACGUCGGGAUAAUGGACCAUAUAGCCCGGAGACACUUUGCGGACGGAUGGGAAAACAAGGACGAAAUCGUGGUCUUCCCGCUUGCCAAGAACUACACCUUCUGGCUCGCCUGUCGGCUUUUCAUCAGCGUUGAGGAUCCUGACCAUGUGAACAAAUUCGCUGAGCCAUUCAAUCUUUUAGCCUCUGGUUUGAUCUCAAUCCCCAUAGAUUUGCCCGGGACCCCUUUUUACAAGGCGAUAAAGGCAUCGAACUUCAUCAGGAAAGAGCUCGUUUCCAUCAUCAAGCAGCGGAAAAUCGACCUGGCGGAGGGGAAGGCGACGCCGACACAGGAUAUUUUGUCGCACAUGCUUCUGACUAGCGAUGAAAACGGGAAAUUCAUGCAUGAAUUGGACAUUGCUGACAAGAUUUUGGGCUUGCUUAUUGGAGGACAUGACACCGCUAGCUCUGCCUGCACCUUUAUCGUCAAGUAUCUCGCCGAGCUGCCUGAAAUCUACGAAGGAGUCUACAAGGAGCAAAUGGAAAUUGCAAACUCAAAGAAACCAGGUGAACUGUUGAACUGGGAUGACAUUCAGAAGAUGAAAUAUUCAUGGAAUGUGGCCUGUGAAGUGCUAAGACUUGCCCCACCUCUCCAGGGCGCUUUCAGAGAAGCCCUCUCUGAUUUCAUGUACAAUGGUUUCUCCAUCCCCAAGGGCUGGAAGAUCUAUUGGAGCGCAAAUUCAACACACAGAAAUCCAGAAUUCUUCCGGGAGCCGGAGAAAUUUGACCCGUCGAGGUUUGAGGGGUCCGGACCAGCUCCAUACUCAUUUGUGCCAUUCGGCGGGGGGCCGAGAAUGUGCCCCGGAAAAGAGUAUGCAAGACUAGAAAUCCUGGUUUUCAUGCACCAUCUGGUGAAGAGAUUCAGGUGGGAGAAAAUCAUUCCGGAUGAGAAGAUUGUCGUCAACCCGAUGCCCAUCCCGGCAAAGGGACUGCCUGUUCGCCUUCAUCCCCACAAUUGAAGCGUUUUAGUGUUCAAUAAAUUUGUACAAGUACCUCACCCAUGCCAGUCAUGAUCAAAUGUUAGUAGUAUAGUGCAGCAGAUAGCCACAGGACAAACUGCUCAACUCUGCUGUCAACCUCUUUUUGUGGUCUUGUUAUUGUUUCCCUUCUUUCAUUUCUAUAAUUAAAUUUCCUGUCUACGUAAAUUUCUUGUCUAAAUAAUCGGAUGAGUGAUUGUGCCCUUUUUGCCCCCCGUGAA